Messenger RNA from Boleophthalmus pectinirostris (great blue-spotted mudskipper), 2493 nucleotides. RefSeq names its product indian hedgehog B protein-like. Gene Ontology annotation, molecular function: patched binding; calcium ion binding. Bases 1 to 1374 code for a protein of 457 amino acids. NCBI's taxonomy places the organism in Eukaryota, Metazoa, Chordata, Actinopteri, Gobiiformes, Gobiidae. The record is from RefSeq and is a predicted model, not a curated record. Gene Ontology annotation, biological process: protein autoprocessing; intein-mediated protein splicing; regulation of gene expression. The transcript is spliced from 4 exons.
AUGAAGAGCACAAAGUAUUUGAAGAAACAGUUCAAAAGAGCUUCUCUCUGGACUUUAGCGCCUUUGGCCCCGCACGUCUGGACCCCGCACCUCCACGCGCCCCGCACGUCUCCCCGCUCCUCCUCGCGCUCCGCACCGAUGCGUGCGUGGCGCGUGUCCGUCCUCGCGUGCUUCGUGGCGGGGUGCGCGCUCCUCCUGUGCCCGCGCGUGCACGGCUGCGGCCCGGGGCGCGGGUACGGGAAGCGGAGGAACGCGCGGAAGCUCGCGCCGCUCGCGUACAAACAGUUUUCCCCGAACGUGGCGGAAAAGACGCUCGGCGCGAGCGGCAAGUACGAAGGAAAAAUCACGCGCAGCUCCGAGCGAUUCAAAGAACUGACCGCGAACUUUAACCCGGACAUAAUCUUCAAAGACGAAGAGAACACGGGCGCCGACCGCAUGAUGACGCAGCGCUGUAAGGACCGGCUGAACUCGUUGGCGAUCUCGGUGAUGAACCUGUGGCCCGGCGUGCGUCUGCGUGUGACCGAGGGCUGGGACGAGGACGGCCAUCACUCCGAGGAGUCGCUCCAUUACGAAGGACGCGCCGUCGACAUCACCACGUCCGACCGCGACCGCCACAAGUACGCCAUGCUCGCCCGCCUGGCCGUGGAGGCGGGAUUCGACUGGGUUUACUACGAGUCCAAGGCCCACAUCCACUGCAGCGUCAAGUCAGAUCACUCGGUCGCCGCCAGAUCUGGAGGCUGUUUCCCCGGCGACGCCCUGGUCACCACGGAGACGGGACUCCAAAAGCCGCUGCGUGACCUCCGACCUGGCGACCGCAUCCUGGCCCCGUCCCGUGAUCCACACGGCCGACCGGAGCUCAGCCAAGUCCUGGCGUUUUUGGACCGAGAUCCUGAGGUUUUCCAGGUGUUUUAUUCCCUCCAAACUGAAGCCGGGGCUGAACUGGUGCUGACUGCGGCGCAUUUGGUGUUUGUUGCCGCGGGAAACUGCACAGAGGGGGCGGAGUCUGCCGUUAGAGACUUGACCACGGCAUUUGCCAGUGAGGUGCAGGUCGGGCAGUGCGUUUUGGUCCAGGAAGAACAAAGAACGCGGAUUUCUCGAAUCAAAAACAUAAAAUUGGUGAAACGUAAAGGAAUCUAUGCGCCGCUCACCGAACACGGGACGCUCCUGGUGGACGACGUGGCGGCUUCCUGUUACGCGGCGCUGAAUCGGCACAGUUUGGCGCAUCAGGCUUUCGGUCCGUUACGAUUUGUGCACCGGUUUACGGGGAUUACGGGACAGAAUGAGCGAGGCGUCCACUGGUACGCACAAAUGUUGUACUGGUUUGGAAAUAUGUUCAUGGAGCCGAGCAGCUUCCACCCGAUGGAAACGACUUAACGCCAAAGCUGAACGAUCUUAUCCAGGCUGGUGCCACCGACUGCCUCCGCUCAGUUUCAUUUCUCUCCAGCGACUAGGUCAGGAAUCAGAACCCAGGAAGUGCGAGUUCGGGCACCAGCCAAUCAGAGAUGAGACAGACAUUCUGUGUUGGCGACGAUUCCCCAGAUCCCCGAGGAUUUAAAACUGGAACAAAGAGAAUGUUUGGUGAAUUUUAUCUCGGGGAAAGGCGUUAUUGUUCUUCUUCCUACAGGAUUUGGAGCUUUACAAACGUCACGAACAAACAGCAGCGACUGGUUCAAUAAAAAAAGUCCCCGCCUCCUGUCGAGUGAACGAAUCCUAAAGCUGUGAGGUCACACGGUUUACACCAAGUGAAACCGGCUCAUGAAACAAACUAGAAUGAUCUGUUGUUUUGGACAGAUUUUAGGAGCGUCAAAGCCUCGUUUUUUUGCAGUGCUCCUAAAGUCUAAUUUAUGGAGUUAUGGAUUUGUGUUGAGGUUUAUGCGCCGCGAAGUGAUUCACCGCCACAACACCAGGAAGUGACGAUUUAAACAUUGUGUUUAAGUUUAACAUGAACCAUCUCCAACAUGACAGAAACACAGAACAGACUCACCAUCAGCAGAACAUCCUCUGUCACAGAGAGAACACUCAUAUUCCACUGAGUCGUGUCCUACAGCGCCAGUCCACACCACAACGUUUUUUGGUCAAAACAGUGAAGUUUUGAUUCACUUGGGCCUUUUGUCCACACAGAGUCGGUGUUUUUUGAGGUUCCAGAGUUGUCGUGUGGACAAGCAAACAGGGUUUUGGAAAACGAUGACGUCACGACCCGCUGCAGCCGUCGAACUCGCCUCCGUGGACCACAAGAGCCAAAGAGCCGAAAUGUGACUUGUGGAAUGUGGGGAUCUCGUCUCAAACUGGAAAAACCGAACUGGAGACUGAAGGUGAACUCACGUGUUUGGACGCCGCGUUCUGAGCUCUGGACUAAAGCCUGGAUCAGUUUGAUUUAUUUUAUGUUGCUGCUCAAAAAGGAUUUAAUUUAUUACAAAUGUGGAGAUUCUGAAACUGCUGCAGUGACUAAAGGCUUUUCUUUGUUUCGUUUCUGCAUAAAAAAAAAACUGUGAG